This is a messenger RNA of Phyllopteryx taeniolatus (common seadragon), 3110 nucleotides long. RefSeq names its product tetraspanin-2-like. The coding region runs from base 149 to 784 and encodes 211 amino acids. The record is from RefSeq and is a predicted model, not a curated record. Lineage: Eukaryota; Metazoa; Chordata; Actinopteri; Syngnathiformes; Syngnathidae. Gene Ontology annotation, cellular component: membrane. The transcript has 8 exons.
GGGGGGGGAAGAGGGAGAGAGAGAGGCUACCAUGACAGCGCCUCCUGAUGCACAAGUGUUUUGACUCGCGGGGACUAUCUUGUACGCAAGCAACUCAAUCAGCCCUCCCUCAGGCCGUUUUGUGUGGAUAAAAGCAAAGCCAGCUGACAUGGGGAAAGUGGAAGGAGGGAUGAAAUGUGUGAAAUAUCUCCUGUUCUUGUUCAACUUCAUAUUUUGGUUGAUGGGAUCCUUUGUUCUGGCAGUGGGACUGUGGUUACGUUUCGACCCGGAAACCGUGUCCCUGCUCAACGGUGAUAAGGCCCCAGACACGUACUUCAUUGGAGUGUACAUCCUGAUAGGAGCUGGCAGUCUGGUGAUGUUGGUUGGUUUCUUUGGCUGCUGCGGAGCUGUUCGAGAAUCUCAAUGUCUGCUGGCGUCAUUCUUUGCAUGUCUGUUGAUCAUCUUUGGAGCUGAGGUGGCAGCAGGCGUGUUUGGAUUCUUAAACAAAGACAAGAUAAUCGAAGACGUCCAAAACUUCUAUGCCACGACCUACAAUGAAAAUAACAACAGCACAUUGAUCAUCUCGUACCAAAAAGUACUGAACUGUUGUGGAACUCUAGCUAACAACUGUUCAUAUCAAGAACCAGGUACAAAGGACUGCGAGACAGGUGUAAAGGAUUUCUUCAACAGUAAACUCUUCAUCAUUGGGUACGUUGGCAUCGGCAUCGCUGGCGUCAUGAUCAUCGGGAUGAUCUUCAGUAUGGUGCUUUGCUGCGCUGUACGUAACAGUAGGGAGGUCAUCUGAACAACUCAAAGAGACUCAACACACACUUUCAUCUCCCGUCCGUCAUCUGCCGAGUGAUCCGGGAAGCACUUCUCAAAGGAUCUCCCUUUAUUUUCUCGUGCGGUCUUUUAUUUCACAAAUUCAUACCAUGCAGAUGGGACUUGGCGACUUCUGUUACAGACAAUAUUAUGUUGCCCCUUCUUAUCUUUCAGAUCGUCUUCCCCUGUGACUGUUUGGCAAGCAUGAACACAAAUUUGAACCCACAUACUUUCACGGUAGUUUCCGAGGUUUUUCAUACAACCCAAACGCUUGUCUUAGUCUUAGGAAGAGAAGCAAUAGGUUAACAUUUUCGGGAGACAUGCUUAUUUAUUGAUUCCGACAUGAGUCUACAGCCAGCAAGUAGCUGUUUUUUCCAACAUGAUUACUCGAAAACCAGGAGUGUCAAUCUCAUUUUUUGUUGCGAGCCAAAUUGCUGUUAGGUUUUCCCUCAGAAGGCCGUUAUGACUGUGGAACCAUAUAAAUGUAUCUGCACCUUAUCAUAUCAUUAUGGAACCUCGGGUUUCAUAUUUAUUCGGUUGUUGACAUCUUUUCUCCCGGUUUUUGUACAUCCGCAUGGUUUUUGUUGCAAAUGGUCCAAACACAUUCACCUGUCCGCGUUACUACUUACUUUUUAAUUUUAAAAUGCCUCCCAUUUCUCAGUGUUAUUAAGAGUGAAGACAACUUGAAAUUCCGGUCCAGAGGAACAUGAUGGAGACGCACGUGAUUUACUUUUUUAAUUGAUUUACUUACGCGGGCCACAUGAAAUGAUAUGGCGGGACACAUCUGGCCCCGGGGCCUAAGUUUGACAUCUUGCUAUAAACUGAAGAAAAUUCUUACCUUCGCUAUACGGGAUAUAUGAUUAGGUUAUUUCAUAUCCAAUGUUGGACAGUAAUUUUAGCCAUUUUUAUUAUUUUUUUUUAUUUCCCCCUUUUUGAUUUUUCAACUAUAUUUAUCUGUAUUUGUUUUUUUUUAAGAUAGAAAUGAGACCAAACUUUGUCUGCAAUACAACUCUAAAAAUUGUGGGGAUGGAAAAAAAAUAAUAAUAAUAAAUAAAACAAAUCAAAAUUUCUAUGGUAAGAAUGACUUGAACUCAUUUGGUCGGAGGAUUAAGCCAUUGGCACGAAUAUCAAAUUUUCGUCACCGUCACCGAUCGCUCUGUAAAUCUGGACCAUCGUCCAUGUCCAAAAGUCUUCAAUCACGACCAUGUUCACGAGCUAAACAAAAACAGAGGCCUGUUAUUUGAUAAAAAGCACCAGGGUUGACAAAUCUACCCAUCGAUGACUAUCAACAAAUUUGUCCAUUUGUUCCCCUCUGUGCUUUUGGGGGGGGGGGGGGGGGGGGGGGGUCAAACAAAAAAACGUCUUAAGAUGAAAAGAUGUUUUUUUUAUUGUUGGUUCUAAUUCACUUCAUGCGCUAUUAUGUAAAUAUCUGUCAAGUUUUUGUAGCUGUACAUUUUUGUGGCUGAUUCGAUCGUACUGCUUGUAGAUAAAGUUUGGAAAUAGUUGCACAGUCAGCAUUUGCGUAAAAAAAAAAAAAAAAAAAUCAUAAUAAUAAUUCCAUAGGGCCAAAAACAGCCUUUCAAUGUGCCUUUUGUCAGUGACAAACUUUUUUAGCAACAAUGUGCUGCCUGUCUGGAUGUAGAACGUAGAAAAAGGUGUACAUACGAUAGUGACGUUGGACUGCAUUUCGUGAGCACAUUUUCAACGAGUAGCACGCAUGAGUCCAGUUCUUUUGGUUUUUGGUGUUGUAUUAGUUGUUUCACUCAACUGUAAGAGGAAAAAAAGUGUGUUAAAAAUGCGUGACCGAUUACAUGUAUUCAAGCUACGUAGGACAUAACCGUAUUUUGUUUAUAUUAUAGGAGUGACAUACCACUAGAUGUACAAAGGUGAUGGGCCGUGUAAUGGGAAGUGACGUUUUUUUUUUUUUUGUUCAUCUAAAAGAACAUUUAUGAGUUCAGCGAUCACUCAAACAAGUGGACGUUACGUUGUCCACUGGGGCCAAGUCCUGUUCGUGGUAAGAUGACGAUUUUGUGGUUUUGUCCAACACCGGAUCGAUUCAUUCAUUGUUUAAGGCAUUUGUCUCGAUACUUUUGUCUAUAAAGCUGAAGAACAGGAUGGACAACAUUGUUCCUCAAGCCACGUUACAUGCAUACACUUGAUGUCAUGCAAUGCUCCCUCACUAAACAACUGUGCACACCGUCAAGCCGUUUUCUAUUCAAUUCUCUGUUAAUUUAUUUUGUUACCAUUCUGGGCUUCUCAGGUUGACACGGUAGGUGUUUGAAGUAGAAUAAAGCAUCUAAAGUUUUAAA